This is a messenger RNA of Ochotona curzoniae (black-lipped pika), 1931 nucleotides long. It is a transcript of the gene TSPAN18, whose product is annotated as tetraspanin 18. The coding region runs from base 1185 to 1931 and encodes 248 amino acids. Gene Ontology annotation, cellular component: membrane. The record is from RefSeq and is a predicted model, not a curated record. The transcript has 7 exons. NCBI's taxonomy places the organism in Eukaryota, Metazoa, Chordata, Mammalia, Lagomorpha, Ochotonidae.
GAUUUAUUUGAAAUUGACUGAGAAUAGUUGUGUCUCGGGUGCAAUGUGAUGUUUAAUGUCUCCAAUAUUACAAUAAUGCUUAUGAUGUUAGCACAAUGUUUAUGAUGGUAUUAAUAAAUAAGCCUCACAGACUCACUCACCCGACUUUGGGGAUGAAAUUGAGUCCAGCUGUGGCCCGUGGGAGGACAUAGCAGCUGCAGAACUCAAAGAGGCACCAUCUCCCCGAAUCCAUCCUCCCCCAUGCUUUGCUGCAAGUCCUACCCUAAUGGCACAUCCAAAGGGAACUCAGGACUGGCUAGGAGGCCAGCCCUACCCAGCCUUGAUGACCAUGGGACAGGGGCACAUUGUUGUCCUCUGGGUCUCAGGUGUUGCAUCUGUCACGGAUUGCUACUCCCAGCCCUGAGCAAUGAUGAAGAAAGUGUGGGUGCCUUCUCUCCCUUGGGGGCUGGGUUUGCGAGAUAGUGCCAGGCAUGCUAUAAGGUGCUUAGUUAAUACUGGCUGGACAGCACUGUGUUAAAAAAUGUACCACCUCCCUGCCUUGGGCACCCAUUUAAGCAGGGAUGGGGAGGUCUUGGGUUGGAGGGCCUGGUGAGCUCCACUUCCUGGUCAUGUCUAUUCCUUUCCUGACCACACCCACCUGACUGGCACCUGGGGCCAGCGUGGUCAGCCCUGUGGCUGGAGGGUGCAUGCAGGGAAGUGUGUUGGGCCUGGGUUCUGAUCCCAGCUUGUGGCCUGAGGUGCUGAGCCUGCGUAUUCACAUCUCCCAGAUGGACAGGCAGAAGGCUCAUCACACCUGCCGUCUGUGAGCUGCCACCACCACCAGUCUGGACACCAUGCUGGGCCUCUGACCAAGCUCUCAGUCCAUCUCUGCUCUUCCUGGAGGAAGAGUCAGCUUUCCUCUCCAGCUUCAAGUGGGCAAGUCAGUUUGCUCAGGGUCCCACAGCAAAUACCAUGCAGCCAAUGUAUAUACCGAAGCAGGCAGGAUCCAGCCUAACCUCUGCUUCCUCCACCCGCAUGGAACCCAUCGCCACCCCCACAUGCCAAGGCAAAUUCUCAGCUCUCCUGUUCCCCAAGAGUGGCUGCCGGGACCUCUCUGGAGAGGGUCAGGAUGGCAGCUGUAUUUCUGGGCAAGGUCCCCAGCAUGGAGAUGCUGAGGUGUCUUUGUGUAUCACAGGUGGAGCACCAUGGAGGGCGACUGUCUGAGCUGCAUGAAGUACCUGAUGUUUGUUUUUAAUUUCUUCAUAUUUCUGGGCGGGGCCUGCCUGCUGGGCGUCGGCAUCUGGGUCCUGGUGGAUCCCACGGGCUUCCGGGAGAUCGUGGCAGCCAACCCCCUGCUCAUCACUGGCGCCUACAUCCUCCUGGCCAUGGGGGGUCUGCUGUUCCUGCUCGGUUUCCUGGGCUGCUGCGGGGCUGUGCGUGAGAACAAGUGUCUGCUUCUGUUUUUCUUUCUGUUCAUCCUGAUUAUCUUCCUGGCAGAGCUCUCCGCAGCCAUCCUAGCCUUCAUCUUCAGGGAAAACCUCACCCGCGAGUUCUUCACCAAGGAGCUCACCAAACACUACCAGGGCAACAAUGACACAGACAUCUUCUCUGCCACCUGGAACUCGGUCAUGAUCACGUUCGGCUGCUGUGGGGUCAACGGGCCCGAGGACUUCAAGGUUGCAUCGGUGUUCCGACUCCUGAGCGUGGACAGUGAUGAUGUGCCCGAAGCGUGCUGCCGCCGGGAGCCCCAGGCCCGGGACGGGGUCCUGCUGAGUAGGGAGGAGUGCCUCCUGGGAAGAAGCCCUUUUCUUAACCAGCAGGGCUGCUACACAGUCAUCCUCAAUGCCUUCGAGACCUAUGUCUACCUGGCUGGAGCCCUGGCCAUCGGGGUCCUGGCCAUUGAGCUGUGCGUCAUGGUCUUCGCCAUGUGCCUCUUCCGGGGCAUCCAGUAG